Physella acuta is the source of this 724-nucleotide messenger RNA. RefSeq lists its product as uncharacterized. The record is from RefSeq and is a predicted model, not a curated record. Lineage: Eukaryota; Metazoa; Mollusca; Gastropoda; Physidae.
AAACUUAACGUGGACCAAUAACUCCUGGCCACAGUUCACGGAAUGUUUCCAGAACACAGUCUUAGUAUGGGUCUGUUUCGGCUGGAUUCUCCUCACGGCGCCCUUCUAUGCUGCCCAUUUGAUUUCCAUCCAAAAAGUAAACCGCCCUUUCGGUUGGCUGUUUCUAAGCAAGCUCUUUCUCAGUGUUUUUCUGGCUGUUUUGAAAAUUUCGGAUUCAGUCCUUAAAUUGGAAUCACAGACACUCUACACAACUGUAUUACCUCCCUUAUUUAUGGUACUCGCUAUGAGUCUUCAUUGCUACUUGGCCUACCUGGAGUGGUCAAGAAAUGUAGUGCGGUCACCUAUUUUAUUUUUCUUCUGGGUUCUUGUUGCUGUCAUCAAGUUGAUUUACUUUUACCAUUCUAUAAUGUUGCAGGAAUAUACUCUUAGCAAAGUAAAUUUUGGGUUGUUGUCAGUCAAGUUUUUUAUUUCAAUAUCUGUUGUGAUUAUCUAUUGCUUUUCUGAUUAUCAUGGGGAAAAAGUAAAGGAACGAAACCCAGAGAUGUUAUCGCCUCUUUUGUCUUGGGUAACUUUGGCUUGGUUUGAAAGUUUUGUGCUCAGAGGAUGUAGAACUCCUAUUAAAGAUGAAAAUGUGUAUGAACUUAACCCUAGAGAUAAAGCUGAGAAGGCAUUCAAAAGGUUGUGUGGAGUUUGGAAUCAGGAAGUUCAAAGUUUACACAGGUAA